Onthophagus taurus is the source of this 1597-nucleotide messenger RNA. RefSeq names its product myb-like protein X. The record is from RefSeq and is a predicted model, not a curated record. Lineage: Eukaryota; Metazoa; Arthropoda; Insecta; Coleoptera; Scarabaeidae.
UUAGUGACUUUUCAUGUUUGUGAGAUCAUUGAACGCGUCAACCGGCGCCAUAUUAGCAUUGUUUGUGUUUACGGUUUAAUUCACCGCAUUUCAACAAGAAUUUUCCUUUUUAUUUUUCAUGUAAGAGGCUAAAGUUUAUUCAAAAAUAACCGUUUAUUAAUCACAAUGAGUCAAAAGACUGGAAAACGUUCAAGAAAAACUACAGAUUCCCCUGUUGUGGUAAUUGAGAACAAAAAAGAGACUGAAGAUAAAGCAGAGAUUAAGACAAAAAAUGAUUUGACCAAAAAAGACUCAAAUAUAAGUACAAAAACGAUUAAUAACGUAGAAGAGACCAAAGAAAUUAAAGAUAAACCACAAAAAGAUAAUAUACAAAAACCAAAAGAAAAAGAAUCUGAGAAAAAAGACACAUCUCAAACCAGCGAAACAAGUAUUAAUAUUAUUGAAAAUGAAAGCUCAACAAAAAGUGAUGAAAUUUCGAAGAAAUCUUUUGAACAAGAGUCUCUUGAUGGAGAAAUUUUAGAACCUCUUAUUCUUGAAGAAGCAAACGGAGUACAAAUUUUGAGUCAAUCUGAGGAAAUAAUACAAAAUGGUGAAGGAGAUGAAAAGAAAAAAGAUGACCAAAAAAAGAAAGAAGAUACUAAAGAAGUUAAUAAAGAAGAAAAAAAAAUUAACGGUGAAGAAUCUCACGAAAGUUUAAAAAACGAUGAUAAAAUCAUUGAAACUUCAGCCGUUGACGGCAAAAAAUCCUAUAAUUUAGAAGAAAUUGAUUUAAAUAAUAAAAAUGAAACGACUUUGGAAACAUUUAAUGAUUUAAGUACUCAAGCUGUUGUUGGAAGUGAUGUAACUCGAUUCACGGAAGAUUUUGAGUACAGUAAAUUUUUGUCAGCCUCGAAAGAUCAUUCGUUAACAGAAUCUUUACGUCAUUUAUCAGCCAGACGAUCAAUAAGACGAAGUUAUUAUCCGGGAGUUGUAAAUUUCGAGCAAGCGGACGCAAGUCGUAAACGAAAAUAUUUUGGUGGUGACUCAUUGGAGGAGUCUAAGCGAGCUAAAAAAGAUUCAAAUUCAUCAGGAAUUAUGUCUUAUUUUGCUUAUCCGUUUGCCAAAAAACCCGAGGCUUCAAGUACGCCUAAAUUAACGGGUUAUAAAAAUAAUGUUUUCGAUAAUAACGAUGUUAAUAAGAUUGGUAAUUUAAAUACAAGCAAUGAAAAAACACCGAGUAAUAAGUGGUGUUCUGUUAUGUAAGAAUUUGUUGUUAAAAACAUUUUUAAAAAAGGAACACGUUAAUUUCAUAGGAUCUUUUUUAUUGUUUUGACAAGUUUAUUAUUAAUUACCUAUUCAUGCUCUUUAUAUUUAUACUCUAUAACUUUGUCCUCAUUUUUUUUGAAGAGUAUUAAUUAAGUUAGUUUUAAAAACGAUUCUUUUAUUUCUUUUUCUAGGUUUACCUUGUAUAUUGUAACCUGUAGAUAAAUAUUUUUAUAAACAAAUUGAACGUAUUGAGAUCAAAAAAGAAAUUGUUGUAAAGUAUUAUUCUUGAUUUAUAGAAACCAUUAUGUAGUAAUCACUUUUUCAAUAAAAUUAAAACAAAAUUAAACAUUAA